AUGACAACCGAAAGAAACGAAUCAACAAACAAAUCACUUCGUAUACCAGAAUCAUCGACAUCAACAUGUGAUCCCUUGACAAAGGCUUCCACUUCAGUUACAUCUCGUUUAUCCUUUGCUGAUCUAUCCUCUAUGCCAAUCGAGAUCAAAGAAAUGAUUGUCAGCUGGAUAUAUUUCUCUGGAGGAACUGGCGUCUUCAAUGACUCAAGAUAUGCUACAAAUGGAAUUGUUCUCUUAGGUGAUACAAUCAAAAGUUUAACCACACUACAGCCGAUUGUUCAAAGACAUUCUCGUCAUGUAAAGUGGCUGUACUGGAGAGCUUCAUAUGGAGAAUUGUACGAGCAGGAACUCGUUGAAGGGAACCCAGAGAACUGGGAUGAAAACACACGAUUAAAGUGGGAUCCAAAGACUCGAUCUGAACUCUUACUCAAGGUCUUACAAGCUUGCACUCGACUCGACGAACUUAAUAUCGAUCUAGACCCAUUUGAAUAUAUCACUGAUGAUCCUAGUCCAGACACAGCAACUUCGAUGUGGUGCUAUGACGAGAAGAUGAUGAAUAACCAAGAUCAUAUCAAAUCUCGAUCAACUCUGUUCUUUCCAGUGUUCAAGGAUCAGUGCAAGUGCUCCGAAGAAGUUGACCGAUCAGCAAACGUGACGGCUUGGCUCCAAGAUAGAGUCUGGCCCAAUUUGAAAGAGUUUAACGUUUGUCAUACGAAUGGGUUUGAAUCUAUACAUACACUUAGACAGUUGGCUGCGAAAUAUGGAGUUACGAUGUGUCUCAAUGGAAAUAUUGGUGAUCGUGAUGAUCACAGCGAUGAGGAUUCUCAUGAGGAAGAUCUUAGUGAAAGCGAUGAGGAUGAUACUGGUAAGGAAGACUUGGAGAUUCUCAAUGAAAUUGAGAACGAGAAUAUUGAUGGGGUCAAGGACAAGAAAGAUGAUGAGAUCGAGGACGAGAAGCAAGAGGAUGAUACACCUGAACAGAUACAGGAUGUAUUGAGAAUGUGGACUCAUGGAUCUGAUUACGAAGAAGAAGUUGAAAUUUCUGAUCCAAGCGGAUGGAAUCAACCUGAUUUCUAUCUCUCAGAUUCCUUCUUGUUCAAGAGCAAUGUAAUCUAA
Molecule: messenger RNA, 1116 nt
Organism: Melampsora larici-populina 98AG31
Lineage: Eukaryota; Fungi; Basidiomycota; Pucciniomycetes; Pucciniales; Melampsoraceae
Exons: 5
Coding region: 1-1116 (371 amino acids)
Source: RefSeq, a predicted model, not a curated record